GUCAUCCAGAAGUUGCGAAGCUGUCGCCACCCGCUGUUAUUCCAGUGCCUCGCCUCCACCCUAUCUCAUCAUCAAAGGGGGAGACUUUUGCGCUUGAAUAUAUCCCUUGUAGUCAUUGACUUUCGCCACCUCUUCGUAGUGGUUCGGAUUGUUUAUUAAAGUCUUAUCCACUUUCUACUAUCUGUCUUCUGCCUUCGCCGCCGUGUCUUGGUCAUACAACUUACACUCUUUCGCAUUCAGUUUUUGGAGCUCGGCUCAAAUUUCUUUAGUCGAAGACUGAUAUACAUUCACUGGUGCCCGCCAUGAAGGUCUUCUCAUCAUCAUGUACAUUUGAUUACUCAUGGGAGGAGGUUUCAGCCGCAAACUGGCGCAAAUACUGCCCUUGGAAUGACAAGUCGACACAUGUCGUGGCAGUAGACACACUCUCCCGGAGUGUGGAUUCGAGCACUGGUAUAUUGCGCACCGAACGUUUGAUUACUUGCAAUCAGUCUGUGCCUCAGUGGGUGCUCUCGCUAUUCGGAGGCAGCGCUACGUCCCAUGUUUACGAAGUAUCAUAUGUUGAUCCGGUCUCCAAAGUGGUAACGAUGUGUUCGACAAAUCUCACGUGGUCAAACGUUCUCAGCGUCAGGGAAACUGUCGUCUAUCAGCCCUCACCAUCUGAUCCACACUCUACUACACAGUUCAAUCAAGAAGCGAAGAUUACUGCACUGUGUGGAGGGUGGCAGAAAAUCAAGAACAAAGUCGAGGAGGCGAGUGUGGAACGAUUCAGCCAAAACGCGAAGCGAGGUCGAGAGGGAUUCGAAGCCGUUCUGGAAAUGAGUCGACGAGUUUUCAGUGAACAGCGGGAGCUCGACAGCAACCGACUCUAAUAUUCAUCAUCAUCUCAUCUUGACCCACGCACCAUCUUCUCAUAUUCAAUCAUUGUUAUAUUCUGAGCGUUUGCAUAUACUUGGCGUCAAUUCGAGGUGUCCAUAAGCGUCCGGUGCCAGGGAUUUUCCCUUUCCAUUUCUCGAUUCCACCUAUCGACUUUACAUUUCAAAUCUCCGUUUCACUCAGAGUUUGAGGUAUUUGGAUUCAGCUCAAACGCUUGUUUUAGCUAAACGAGCAUUUACGGCUUGAUGAGGCAUGUCCCCAGCACAAAAGUACUAGAAUUUCGGCUUCAUAUCUUGUCUCCUACUACACCCUGGUUGUCCACCCUGCUGCAGGGUCGUAUCUUUGUAUUAUAAUUGAUCUGAAUAUAAGCUUAUCCAUGUC
Aspergillus homomorphus CBS 101889 is the source of this 1254-nucleotide messenger RNA. Its product is annotated as putative mitochondrial protein sorting (Msf1). Gene Ontology annotation, molecular function: phosphatidic acid transfer activity. Gene Ontology annotation, biological process: phospholipid transport. The transcript is spliced from 2 exons. Gene Ontology annotation, cellular component: mitochondrial intermembrane space. NCBI's taxonomy places the organism in Eukaryota, Fungi, Ascomycota, Eurotiomycetes, Eurotiales, Aspergillaceae. Bases 303 to 869 code for a protein of 188 amino acids. The record is from RefSeq and is a predicted model, not a curated record.